AUGUCUGUGUGUGUGUCUGUGUGUGUUUGUGUGUGUGUGCAGGUGAGAAGUACCUGCUUCGCCUCUGUCUACUUUGUGCCCUGGCUGAAGAGAGUGGAGUCCGCUGUGUGCUGUAAUCUGAUCUAUUGGCCAGCUGCGGGUGCCGCUAUGCCGAAAUGGAUAACAGGAUUGGGGCCUUUAAAUGAUAGCCCGGACGUCGACCCACCUGGGAACAACUCCAUGGAACACUUCCCGGUACAGGCUCCAGAGCUCAGGCGUCCGCCAGGAUUUGGGCCUUUGCGCAUGGAAAGGAUCAAUGAGGGCCCAGCCGACCCCACGGGCGUCCCGGGUGACGUCCCCAGUGACCCCCCCGCGGUGCCCACGGCCACCGCCCGCCCCCCGUGCCUGCGGCCGGCGUCCCUGGUGGGCCCGUGGCCCGUGAACGUGGACGGCCCGGCGGAGGACCGGCCUGCCGGCAAGCCUUCGCACGAGCCCUCUCACAACCACCACCACCACCACCACCACCACCCCCACCACCACCACCAACCGCAUGCCGGCAAACAACCUCACCACAGCCGCCACCACCACCACCACCACCACCACGUCGGCCACGGCGAGUGGGACGGCAAGCCCGUCGCGCCCGGCGGCCACGGCAAGAAGCCGCGUUUGCACGACGGAGAGGGCCUCCUUGGGGCGGGGGUUGCACCGGUGAAGCCUCCCCCCCCCCCCGUGAAGCCCCCCGUGAAGCCCCCCGUGAAGCCCCACGUGGGCCCCGGUGAGAAGCCGCCCGCGCCGAAAGAGUCGGGGGGCGACGGCGACGGAGGCGGCUUCUCCGACCUCGACCUCCUGGCGGGCUUGGAGAAAUAGCGGCGACGCCGCCGCCGCUAUCAGCACCACCGCCGCCGCCAUCAACGCCACCAACGCAGCCUCCAUCAUCGCCACCGCCACCACCGCCAUCAUCGCCGCCACCGCCACCAUCAACGCCACCACCGCC
Molecule: messenger RNA, 973 nt
Organism: Petromyzon marinus (sea lamprey)
Lineage: Eukaryota; Metazoa; Chordata; Hyperoartia; Petromyzontiformes; Petromyzontidae
Source: RefSeq, a predicted model, not a curated record